Messenger RNA from Teleopsis dalmanni, 349 nucleotides. Its product is annotated as keratin, type II cytoskeletal 2 epidermal-like. The record is from RefSeq and is a predicted model, not a curated record. Lineage: Eukaryota; Metazoa; Arthropoda; Insecta; Diptera; Diopsidae.
GGUGGUGGUGGUGGUGGAAACAGGCCUAGCGGUGGUAAUAGACCAAGUGGUGGUAAUAGACCAAACAGGCGACCAACAGGGGGCAAUAGAAGACCAAGCAACGGUAAUAGACGUCCAAAUAGAAGACCAAGUAGUGGUGGCAAUAGGCGCCCAAGCUCAAGUAAUAGAAGGCCUUCCAAUAGCAGAAGACCCAACUCAGGUGGUAAUAGAAGGCCAGGCAGAAGACCUAGCGGAGGUAAUAGAAGACCACAAAGAGGUUAACAUUACUGAUAUUUCAAAGGCUUUAUCAACAGUUCAUGUCAUUACAAUAUUCGAAAAUUAAUAAAAUUAACAAGAAAUAAAAUGUGAA